This is a messenger RNA of Myotis myotis, 1035 nucleotides long. RefSeq names its product putative MAGE domain-containing protein MAGEA13P. The transcript is spliced from 3 exons. The record is from RefSeq and is a predicted model, not a curated record. Gene Ontology annotation, cellular component: nucleus. Lineage: Eukaryota; Metazoa; Chordata; Mammalia; Chiroptera; Vespertilionidae. The coding region runs from base 1 to 1035 and encodes 344 amino acids. Gene Ontology annotation, biological process: negative regulation of transcription by RNA polymerase II.
AUGGAAGGCAAAAACAGUAGACUACAAGAGGCUGUGGACCUCAUCAGCAAAUUAGAAGAAAAGGAAGUGAAGCCUUUGUUUAAGAAGCAUGACCACACAUCAACAGAGGGAAGAAUCCCAGGCCCUUCCAGGCAUCAAGGUUCCUCUGAGGAGGGAGCUGCCUCCCCCUCUCUUUCUCCUUUGAUUCAGGGCACCACAGAGGUUGUGCUUGCUGCUGGAACACCAAGUGUUCCCCAGAAUUCCCAGAGAGCCUGCUCCUCCUCCACUGCCAUCAAAGCCACUCCAUCAAGCAAAUCAAAUGAGGCCUCCAGCAGCCAAGAAGAGGGUCCAACCACUUUGCAGGCUCCACCAAAUCCUGAGUUCUUGUUCACUGAAGUGCUACAAAAUAAGGUGUCUGAAUUAGUGCACUUCCUGAGUAUCAAAUAUGUAACAAAGGAGCCCAUCACAAAGGCAGAAAUGCUAGAGAAUGUCAUCAGAGAGCACAAGGAUCACUUCCCUGUGGUCUUCAAGAAAGCCUGUGUUUGCUUGGAGAUUCUCUUUGGCAUUAAGGUGAAGGAAGUGGACCCCACCAGCCAUUCCUACAUGCUCAUAAAAUUACUAGACCUCACCUAUGAUGGGAUGCUGAGUGAUGUCCAGGGCAUGCCCAAGACUGGCCUCCUGAUAUUCAUCUUGGGCACCAUCUUCAAGUACGGAAACCGUGCCUCAGAAGAGAAAAUCUGGGAAGAGCUAAAUAUGAUUGGGGUGCAUCCUGGGAAGAAUCAUUUCAUCUUUGGGGAGCCCAGGAAGCUCAUCACUGAAGAUCUAGUGCAGGGAAAGUACUUGGAAUACCAGCAGGUGCCCAAUAGUCAUCCUCCACGCUAUGAGUUCCUGUGGGGUCCAAGAGCCCAUGCUGAAACCACCAAGAUGAAAGUCCUGAAAAUUUUCACCAGGGUCACUGGGAAUGACCCCACUGCUCUCCCACACUGGUAUGAGGAUGCAUUGAAAGAUGAGAGAGAGAGAGCUGAGGCCAAAGCUGCCACCGGUGAUGGUCAGUAA